CCGUGAGGGUGUUCGGACUGUGUUUGCUCAGGGUUUGAAAGAGCCGAGUAAUCUGACUGAUAACAGGGUAGUGGCCAUGAAUUCAUAAAUAGUAGACAUCUUCCUCCUAGCUAGGUUUAAGUGCCCGAUAGACACCUAACGAUGUUCGACGACGGACCUGGACUUUACUUGGCCACGUCAGCCUUGACAUUAACUUUUCUAAGCUAUUGUCGAAAAUAUUGGCUCAGUCGUUCGCACCCUCCUCUGCCGCCUGGUCCUACCCCCCUCCCAAUAGUAGGAAAUGUUCUCAGUCUUGAUGUCGCUCGACCUUGGUUGACCUUCAACGCCUGGAGAUCCACAUAUGGCGAUAUCAUAUAUGCUCGUCUGCUUAACAAGCCUGUUAUUGUAAUAAAUUCUGAGGAGGUUGCGAAAGACCUUUUUGAAGGGCGGUCCACUACAUACUCGGAUAAACCCCAGUCGAUCGUUUACGAACUCUUCGCGUCAGACUUCAACGCAGGGCUCAUGCCAUAUGGAGACAGGUGGCGCCUGCACCGACGCGUGUUUCAUCAGGCAUUUCGUCAAGCUGAAAUACCUACUUAUCAUGCUUUGCAACUCCGUUCUGCACACAGAAUGUUGUCUAGUCUUCAACAAGACCCAGGCAAUUAUUCAAGCCAUGUUCAGAUGUUCAUGGCUUCGUUGAUGCUGUCUAUUGUAUAUGAUUACGAAGUGAAAGCCAAGGAUGAUACCAUCCUUCACGUCGUUGAAAGGUAUGGAGAACUGGUCGUAGAAGCGCUGACGCCGGGUGCUACUGUGGUGAUGGAGACAUUCCCUUUCCUGUUGAAGCUACCUAGCUGGUUUCCUGGUGCCACAUUCAAACAAGCAUCAGUGAAGUGUCUGAACGCAGGCCAUGAUGUGAAGGAGAUACCCUUUCAACAUCUCAAGGAGAGGAUGUCUACCGGCGACGUGGCACCAUGCUUUGUGACUGAAGCUUUGAACAGGACGGGGCUGUCCGUUGAGGACGACAUCGUCAUUACAACUGCAAUCAAGGAGGCCGCUGCCAUCGCAUUUGGAGCGGGGGUUGAAACGAGUGCUUCUACGUUACUCGUGUUCCUUCUCGCUAUGGUACUCCACCUAGAGGCACAAGCCAAAGCGCACGCGGAAAUUGACCGAGUCGUUGGCAAAGAUAGACUUCCCGGUUUCGACGAUAGGCCUGCUUUGCCUUACGUGGAAGCUAUUUUGCGUGAAACACUCAGGUGGCACCCUGUGGUUCCGUUCGGCGUUCCAAGCACGACAACUACCAGUGACAUCUACAAAGGUUAUUUCAUCCCCAAAGGGGUGGUUGUAUUUAAAAAUGCAUGGGCGAUGACCCAUAAUGAAACGAAGUACCCCAGUCCCGAUGAAUUCAAGCCCGAACGAUUUCUCCAUGAUGAUGGGUCCCUCACCAGCGACAUGAUGCCUUUAGGCUUUGGCUGGGGUCGCCGGAUAUGUGUGGGACAACAUCUCGCAGAUGCGUCACUCUGGAUCGCGAUGGCAAACUUCCUGGCCGUUUUCUCGGCCCACAAGGCUCUUGAUGAUCACGGAAUGGACAUCCCAGUCGUUCCAAAGUUCUCCACUGGUCUCAUUAUUCAUCCAGAGGAAUUUUCCUACCGCAUUGUCCCGCGAUUUCCGUGUACAUCUGAGACAUUGACGCACUUGACUGGGUUAGAAUAAUCGUGAUCAUGGUAUAUAGGUAUCUAUAUCAUGUACAGUGGCUCACAGAGAUAUAUGGUUUUCUACUUUGACUAUGCAGCACUCGUUCUUUAGUUCAAGCAUAAGGUACAAAUGCGAGGCAGGUCGAAGUUGGAGGUCAUCAUAAACAUAAUAUGUCCUACUGGUCGAGGCUGGUAUUUAACGAGUGCGCUGUCGGACAACACAAUAACUAACUCCAGCUGAGAAGGUAGUAGUGCGUUUGCGGUGUU
This is a messenger RNA of Suillus subaureus, 1937 nucleotides long. Its product is annotated as cytochrome P450. The transcript is spliced from 15 exons. Gene Ontology annotation, molecular function: oxidoreductase activity, acting on paired donors, with incorporation or reduction of molecular oxygen; monooxygenase activity; iron ion binding. NCBI's taxonomy places the organism in Eukaryota, Fungi, Basidiomycota, Agaricomycetes, Boletales, Suillaceae. Bases 142 to 1689 code for a protein of 515 amino acids. The record is from RefSeq and is a predicted model, not a curated record.